Molecule: messenger RNA, 2945 nt
Organism: Cuscuta campestris
Lineage: Eukaryota; Viridiplantae; Streptophyta; Magnoliopsida; Solanales; Convolvulaceae
Source: the annotation of a GenBank genome assembly
AGACAAGAAAUAGAAGAGAGAAUUUUCUCUGAAUUAAUUCUUUCAUGGUAUCAGAACCAAAACCCUAGAGGAUUUCCGCGACUACUGUGCACCGAUCGCCCGGCAUCGCGUCCAGCGGUCGUCACUUGGUGUUGCUGCGGAAAGACCGGAACGGUCGACCGUCGGGAUAGGAACGGUCGAAGGCAUCGACCGUCCCGACGACAGCUUCUUCAGUUGCUACAGCAGUUCGAUCCAUUGUUAGCCCCUGUCAUCCGGUAUGUCUAAAGAGGCAUCCAUGAAGAUUAUUUUCAGCAAGAAAAAUGAGGAAGAAGAGAAAAAGGGAUAUUCACCGUUGCCCGAUUUUGGAGAUCUGACUAUGGAGCAGUGGAAUGCUGUUCGUCACGCUCUUGCACUAUCUCCUACAGACAUCAAUAAGAAACUUACAGGUGAAAUCCAAGAUGAGAGUGAAUCGAGUAGUUCCCCUUCGAUCGAUCACUUUGAAGAUGAUGAAGAAACGCCCAUGGAAAGGCCGAUGGACCGUUCCAUGAGGAACAGUCGGCCGGAGGAAGGUGGUGAAGCAGACAGACUACCGACGGUCGACCUGAUGGACCGUUCUGCUGUACACGGUCGACCGUCCGAGAGGCAGAAAGAUGGGUUGCAGGGAGAUGGACAAACGGUCGACCUGGUGGACCGUCCUGACAUCCACGGUCGACCGUCCGAGAGGCAGAAUGACGGUUCUUUGGGAGAUGAUCAAACGGUCGACUGUGAUCUGGAAGACGGUCGAUCGCCUCCGAGGCAGAAAGUCAGUGAUCCGGAACAGCUUCAGAUGGUCGACCCCGUGGACCGUUCAACGGACGGCGGUCAACCGUCCUCUUCCCAGAAGGUGGUGGAGAACUUGGGACGUGGUCAGCGUGAGAAACAUCCAAAUGUACGCCUUGCCGAUUAUGUUACCCAUGUGUUCAAAAGGAUGGAGAUCCUCAACAAAUCCCCUCAAAGGAGAAAGAAGCAAAAGUAAAGAUUGAAAACCUUAAAAACAGUAUAAGAGUAUCAACAUCCCAAACCAGUUGUAGUGCAGGCUAACCAACCUACCGAACACGAAAUGUUAAAAAUGAAGUCAAGUUUUCUUGCAUCAGGAGUCUCGAGUAUUACCACCAGAUAAAGAAUAUGAAGGAAAAGCUCAGCACCAAAUAAACACUUCAUCUCCUUCAAUAAAGAAUAAGAGGGAAAAUCUGCAGCAUCUUGUAAAUGUUAUCCUUUCAAGCUAUUGCCAAAACUGCCAUCAUAAACAAUAUCUAAUGUGGACUAAGAUGCAAUCUAAAACUCUACGCAAAGUAGUACGUAUAGUAGCCAAUAAGUUGCUGAUAGGAAUAGGCAAGUAAGAAAGACAAAAUUGGCUAACUGUAAUGUGUAGCCACAAAUCCAAGAAUAAAAUAGUCUCAAGGCUGCAUUGAAUUAGGUAUUGUCAUUAGCUCUAUUGUGUAGCCACAUACCAGCAUAAAAAACCCACACACAGCCACACAGGAAAUGGUAAUUUAAGCUCACUGCAAUAUCAUCAUGGCAGAGUAGUAGUAUAAUCAGAAGCUAACUCAAAGCAAUAUACUACUCUGUAAUAAUCUAUUAAGAGGUAACUGAAAGAAAUAUUGUAUCAAUCCAAAUGCAAUAAAAACAUUAAAAAGAAUAACGAACUUCAUAUAUAUUUUAUUUAAUUACAGAUCAAAGAUUGAAAAGAGUUAAUCGGAAAAAGUCAAAACUGAACAAAUAUUCAGGGAUGAAAGUAGUAGAAAAGAAGAUGAAGUUGGUUAAAAUGGCAUUAAAAAAAUCAUAUCAUAAAUGAGUAGUAAUCAACUUUUAAUAUAACUAAAAUGGCCACAAAAGUAAUUUUAUAAUUUCAGUUGGAAAGUGCUACUUAUCUCAAAUACAUAAUGUACAACUAACUUAAACAAAAUAAUGAAUAUAUAUUUAAUGUGCUGUAAUUAACUAUACUCCAUUUUAAACCACUCUCUCAUACUGUUGAUACUGGUGCAGUAGAGGAAAAAACAGUGUUGCAAUAAGCUGCUCAAUACAUAAGAACUUAGAUCAUUACAAACACAUUAGUAUCUUAAUAGGUACAAACUUAAAAUACCCCCAUUUUCUCCUCUAUGUGGCAUUCAAGCUAAGGCAGCGGCAGACUGCCCUUUUUCUUCUUAGCCUACUCAGCGAAAAUAAUGAACUUCAUUCAACCAGUUUUAUAUAUCUUUGACAGGGAACAUAUGAUUUUUCUAUGCAGUGUUUAAAUUGAUCUUUAGAAAAUUUACAAAACUUUGAAGAGAUCCAUCAUCAUCUCAAGAUAUUAGACACUCAAAGAAUUGAACAAUGAAUAUAUCGAAUAUUAACAUGUAGAACAAAACUUAGCCAUUGUAUGUAAAUAUGAAAAUAAGUUAUAAAAACAAAUGAUUGGUAGCCCAUACCUUGGUAUAUGGUGCUGAUGUGCUGCGACGGGGUUGAUUUAGGAUCCAGUCAUUCUCGCUACAUCUCUUUUGUAGAUGCCUUUAUAAUGUGACAAUAUCUAGGGGAAAUUUCUGCUAUAUAUGUCGGGAGGAGUAAAAGCAGGGAUAAUAAGUAUGCAUUUUGUUAGUCAUGGCCAUGUGACCGUGUUUGAUAGAAAAAUCAGCACUGAUGACAACAUAAACAAAGUGAGGACUUCCAAAGAUGCACUGAGCCAACCUAUUUUUACAUAAUCAUCUAAUAUCACAGAAGCAGUGCACCACAGACGCAUGUAAGCAGUGAUGAAAGCCGUCCUUGUACUAUAGGUUAGCUCUGAUGCUCAGACAAUGGAAACAAACAUUAGAUGGUGCAGUGUUUAUAUUGUCAAAGUAUGCAUUUAGGCAAAAUAUAUACCUAAGUUGAGACUAAAAUAGCCGCAUUAUCUGGACUAAAAACCUACAUGGUGUGGUCAAAGUAUACAUUUAGUCAAAAUACAUACCUUA